Molecule: messenger RNA, 1647 nt
Organism: Salvia hispanica
Lineage: Eukaryota; Viridiplantae; Streptophyta; Magnoliopsida; Lamiales; Lamiaceae
Source: RefSeq, a predicted model, not a curated record
CCUAAUUUUAAAAUUUGCCACAUUGAUUUUAGUUUUUUACAUACAGUAAUAGUAGCUAAAUAGCCUUUUCUUCUAGCUGGAAUUUCCUACGCCGCCGAGCUGUGAUCGUGUGAGGGCGGAAGGGGGUGGUGUUUCGGUUGAAAUGGAUUGGUCGGAGAGGCAUUUGUGCAUAAAAUGUGAUAAAGGUGGGAAUGUGCUGCUUUGCAAUGAAAUCGGCUGUCCUUUGGCUGUUCAUGAGCGGUGUUUGGGCGGUCCGGCUAGGUUAGAUGAUGCCGGGCGCUUCUAUUGCCCCUAUUGUGUGUACAAGCAAGCUGUUGCUGAGACGCGCAAAGCUAGAGAAUUUUCUCUGGCGAAAAAGAAGGCUUUGUUGAUCUUUAUGGAUGGCAGUGAAAAGGAUAUGCGAGAAAACAAGACGUGUGAAGAGAAUGGGCGAGAUCAGUCGAAUGUGAAUAAUGGAUUAUGUGAGGAUGGUAAAAGUGAAAAGGCUAUGCGAGAAAGUGAGACGUGUGAAGAGAGUGGGCGAGAUCAGUUGAAUGUGAAUAAUGGAUUAUGUGAGGAUGGUAAAAGUGAAAAUGGUAUGCGAGAAAGUAAGACGUGUGAAGAGAAUGGGCGAAAUCAGUCGAAUGUGAAUAAUGCAUCAUGUGAGGAUGGUAAAAGUGAAAAGGGUAUGCGAGAAAGUAAGACGUGUGAAGAGAAUGGGCGAAAUCAGUCGAAUGUGAAUAAUGGAUUAUGUGAGGAUGGUAAAAGUAAGGCUAACAAUGACGGGGUUAUUGAUCAACCUCGUGAAGAGGAAAAGGUCGAAGAAGAUUCUGAAUCUUCUGGUGGCUCUAAAGAUGAGGAUCGUUCGCUUGAUUUGAACAGGGGAAAUGGCGAUAUAGCUGUGGGAGAGAAACAGAUUCGGGAAGAGGAAUGUGAAGAGGAAAAUGCUGAGGAAGAGGAACGGGAAGCUUCUGAUGAAGAAGAAAAUGCUCAGGGGAAGGAUUUUGGAACUUCGUUAUCUUCCACCAACGAAGACUCUACACUCACUGGGCGUGCAAGAGCUACGAGAGUACCAAAAAGGAUCACACUUGUGGACAAAGAGUCCAAUGCUAUUUCAGUCCUGCAAAGUAAAUUUAGCGAUAAGAAGAAGCACGCAUCUCCAACUUCGACUCCUGCCAAGAAAUCUGCUAGGAGUCCAUCGUCGGCUAUGGGAAAGAGAAAAGUAGUUAUAAAAUUGAGUUCAGCUAGGAGGUUGAGCAAAUCUGAAAUACAAUCCAAAAAAUCCGACACGCCUGGCAGCAGGAAACGCAGUAGACUGAUGUGGACGGAGGAAGAAGAAGAAGCACUCAGGGAAGGAGUGAGAGAAUAUCAGGUGGGAGUGAACAUCCCUUGGAAGAAAAUCUUGGAUGAGAGCGAAAAGUUCGACCCGACUCGGACCCCGGCUGAUCUUAAGGAUAAAUGGAGGACUCAGAAGUUUGUGCAGCUUGGCUACUUGGAGGAUGGUAGUGAAGGUAUAUAGACAGCAAUUUUUGGUUGGUCUAUAGUUGGCUGUCUAAUUUUGUCUAUAAAGAGUGAAAUUGCUGAUUAACUCUUUGAAUGAAUUUGUCUAUUUCAUCAUGAGUUAAAUUGAUGAUCAAUUGCAUAAUUAUGAUCGGUUUUCUUGUUAAA